UUGGAAGCCGAUCUUGUCAGGUGGAGUUACAUCUCAUCUGCCUUUAAUAUAGAAGCUCUCAAGCAACAUCUGGACCUUUCCUAAGCUUCAAUGGCUUUCCUCUUGGCCUCUGAGAUGUACCAUGUGGUAGGGAGUGUAGCUACUUCCCAAACAUUCAGACUGGCACAAAUGGUUGAAAGAUGUAUGAGUGUAAUGCAAUCUGGGACACAGAUGGUAAAACUAAAGAGUGGAACAAAGGCCUUGGUUCGCCUCUUUUACCUGGAUGAACAUCGCACAUGUAUCAGAUGGAGACCUUCAAGAAAAAGCGAGAAAGCUAAAAUUAUAAUUGAUUCAAUUUACAAAGUCACAGAAGGGCGACAGUCUGAAAUAUUCCACCGCCAUGCGGAAGGAAACUUUGAUCCCAGUUGCUGUUUAACUAUAUACCAUGGCAACCACAUGGGAACCCUGGAUCUCAUAACAUCAAAUCCUGAGGAGGCACGGACAUGGAUCACAGGGCUAAAAUAUCUGAUGGCUGGAAUUAGCGAUGAAGAUUCUCUUGUGAAAAGGCAAAGGACACAUGAUCAAUGGGUGAAGCAGACAUUUGAAGAAGCUGACAAAAAUGGGGAUGGCUUACUCAACAUUGAGGAAAUAUACCAGUUGAUGCACAAACUCAAUGUCAACCUGCCACGGAGGAAAGUUCGUCAGAUGUUCCAGGAAGCAGACACUGACGAGAACCAGGGGACUCUGACUUUUGAAGAGUUUUCAGUCUUUUACAAGAUGAUGUCCCUACGGAGGGAUCUGUACCUGUUACUUUUAAACUACAGUGACAAAAAAGAUCACUUAACAGUGGAAGAGCUGGCUCAGUUUCUCAAAGUGGAACAAAAGAUGAUUAAUGUGACAACAGAAUACUGUAUUGACAUUAUACAGAAGUUUGAGGUCUCAGAGGAAAACAAAGAACAAUAUUUUCUCGCAAUAGAUGGUUUUACUAGUUUCAUGAGAAGUCCUGCAGGAGAUAUUUUUAACCCUCAGCACUGUGAGGUCUACCAAGACAUGGACCAACCACUUUGUAACUACUACAUUGCAUCAUCCCAUAAUACCUACUUAACUGGAGACCAACUUCUUUCUCAAUCUAAAGUGGACAUGUAUGCUUGGGUAUUGCAAGAUGGCUGCCGAUGCAUAGAAGUUGACUGCUGGGAUGGACCAGAUGGGGAACCCCUGGUGCACCAUGGCUAUACCCUCACUUCCAAAGUUCCCUUUAAGGAUGUUGUGGAAACCAUCAACAAACAUGCUUUUAUGAAAAAUGAAUAUCCUCUUAUCCUUUCAAUUGAAAACCACUGCAACAUCCAACAGCAAAGAAAGAUUGCUCAGUACAUGAAAGAUAUAUUUGGAGAUAAACUUGAUCUGUCUUUGGUCCCACUUGAAGAAUCCACGCAACUUCCUAGUCCUCAAAAUCUCAAAGGAAAGAUAUUAGUGAAGGGAAAAAAGUUGCCAUAUGACCUGGCAGAUGAUGCAGAGGAAGGAGACGUCUCAGAUGAAGAUAGUGCUGAUGAAAUUGAAGAAGAAUGCAAACUAACACAAUGUUUUAACAAUGGCACAACAGAGCACCAGGUGGAAUCUUUCAUUCUGAAAAAACUGGAGUCUUUGCUGAAGGAAUCACAGAUCAGGGAUAAGGAAGAUCCAGAUAGCUUUACUGUUAAAGCAUUACUGAAGGCAACACACGAAGGCUUGAAUGUUAAUCUUAAACAGAAUAAUGACACAAAAGAUCGUGGAAAGUCCAAAAGGUCUUCAAUUGGAAAUUUUGCCAAACACAAAAGAGCUUCCAAACCAAAGUCUACAUUUAGCAGCACUAGUGAUGAUGAAGAUUCGUCGCCAAAAGAGACAGCACAGGCAAACAGGUGGAGCCAAGCUACAUAUGGCAUCUUGCUUACUUGUGCUUGGAUUGGUGGAGAGGAAGAUGUUGAAUAUGCAAAUUGCAGGUUGGGUCGUCGAAGGAAGACAAUGAAGUUAUGUCGAACUUUGUCCGACUUGGUCGUCUACACAAAUUCUGUGGCUGCACAAGAUAUUGUAGAUGAUGGGACCACAGGAAACGUGUUAUCCUUUAGUGAAACAAGAGCACACCAUGUGGUUCAACACAAAUCUGAACAGCUCAUGUUGUACAAUCAGAAACAAUUAACUAGGAUAUAUCCAUCUGCAUACAGGAUAGACUCUAGUAAUUUUAACCCAGUGACCUACUGGAAUGCAGGAAUUCAGCUCGUCGCAUUAAACUAUCAAACAGAAGGACGCAUGAUGGAAUUAAAUCGAGCUAAAUUCAAGGUGAAUGGUGGCUGUGGAUAUGUCCUUAAGCCCCAGCAGAUGUGCAAAGGGGCAUUUAACCAAUUUUCUGCUGAUCCCCUUCCUGCCAGCCCAAAAAAGCAACUUAUUUUGAAGAUUAUUAGUGGACAGCAACUUCCCAAACCACCAGAUUCGAUGCUUGGGGAUAGAGGAGAGAUCAUUGAUCCUUUUGUAGAAGUGGAAAUUAUUGGACUGCCUGUGGACUGCUGUAAGGAACAGACUCGAGUGGUCGAUGACAACGGUUUCAAUCCUGUAUGGGAGGAAACCCUUACCUUUACAGUUCAUUUGCCAGAAAUAGCAUUGGUAAGGUUUUUAGUUUGGGACCAUGAUCCAAUUGGGCGUGAUUUUGUUGGACAGAGGACUGUGGCCUUUAACAGUCUUAUGCCUGGAUAUCGACAUGUUUAUCUGGAUGGUCUAACAGAAGCCUCCAUAUUUGUUCAUGUCACAAUUAAUGAGAUCUAUGGAAAGUGGAGUCCCUUAAUCCUUAACCCCAGUUACACAAUACUGCACUUUCUAGGAGCCACAAAGAACAGACAGUUUAUUGGCCUGAAAGGGUUUUUCAAUAAAACUUCUAAGCACGGCUCCGUUGAGAGCAAUGGUCAUGUUCGCAAGAAAUCAAUUAGGGACCGUAUCUUACGACGCAGUGCGAGCGCUCCAGCAAAAGGCAGGAAGAAAACGAAGACGGUGUUUCAAGAGUCAACCGAGAGUAAAGAAAUUAUCUGUGAAACAUCUGGUGCUAAAGAGAGAGAUUUUGUGAGAAAGAGAACCUCAAUGAGUUUGCAAGUACGGCCUGUUUCAAUGCCAGUGGAUAAGUUACUACUUGGUGCUCUUCAACCUUCAACAUCAGCAACUUCUAAGCAGACUAAAAGUGACAUAGGUUCAGUAGAAAUCUGACUAGGAAACAUCUCUAGGUUCAGCAGAAGAGCUUUAAGCUAAGAACCAGGAGAAGCCAGAGAUGACUGGAUCUACCCAUUCAUAAAAAUAAUCUCACUAUUCAGAAUUCUUCCCAUCUGAAAACCGACAAGACUGAAAACCCAGUAAAUGAACCUGUACAUAAAAAAUGGAGGAGUUUACAUUUAGAAAAGCAAAAUUAAGAUGAUAUUUGAGAGUUAAAUUAGACAUUUACCAGUGAAUACAAUGAGGAUAAUGACAAUUUAAAGCCAAAAGUCUCAAUGUUUGAAGAAGCUGAUGAGAAAGAAACUACUGUUUUAUUAGACCAAAGUGAGUGUCUCUCAGUAAACGCCAAGAAUCAUGCAGAAGCUAAAUCAUUUUCUGUGACCGAUUUAUCAAGCACUACAUGUACAGACACAAAUCAUUUGCAUUCUACUGCAGCUUUAUUAGAAAGUGAUAUUUCUCAUAUUAUAAGUGAAGUUCCUUCAGUCUUUGAGAGUGAACUUGGAAGCUCAGUGUCUGCGUUAAGAAGGCACUUUGAGAUCACUGAAGACAAAACUAAUUUGACCUGUGUCUCAAGUUUGCAAGGCUCAAACAGCCAAAGUCAUUUUUGUGACAAAUCUGACAUGUUAAUAUCUGACCUUUUGAAUGGAAAAAAACAUACUUUAGGUUUAAAGCACAUAGGACAAGAUUCCACUUCAGACACUAGUAUAUUCUCCAGCCCUGAAACAAUGGAAUAUUCUAUAUACACAAUUAUUCAUGAAGAACAUCUACCUCCUGAUGCCAAUUACAAAUUAAUGGAUGAAAACAGUGGUAUAUCUAAUCUAAAAAAUAAUACAGCAAACAGCUGGCAGGAAAGUUCUGAGAACCUGCAGUUCAGAGCUCAAAUGAAAUAUAAUGCAAACAGCAAUACUUUAAGACAUUCUGAAAACCCUAAUGUGUGUCCAAAGAUCAAACCAAAGUAGGCCACACUUUUCAUUUAAUACAUCUUUGGGCAGAACAGAUGAGAAUGCCAAACAGAUGUCUUCUCAUAACUCCUUCCCAUACAACCUUAAUAUAGAUAUUCAUUCUACAAGAGUAGCAGAUAAGCAUUUCUUCCAUACCGGUGUUAAUAGGCAUUCAACUCAAGCCUGUCCAAACACUCAACUCCCUCAACAAGGAUCUAGUCAAAUUGAUCAAAACAGGCAUAUUUUUAAGUUAAAAACCAAGAUCAGAUGCACCACGAGACAUGCAACAUAUUACAUAGUUAAAUAGUUAAUUGGGUUGAAAAAAGACAAAGUCCAUCAAGUUCAACCCCUCCAAAUGAAAACC
Molecule: messenger RNA, 4512 nt
Organism: Xenopus laevis (African clawed frog)
Lineage: Eukaryota; Metazoa; Chordata; Amphibia; Anura; Pipidae
Gene: plch1.S
Product: 1-phosphatidylinositol 4,5-bisphosphate phosphodiesterase eta-1
Exons: 25
Coding region: 91-3204 (1037 amino acids)
Source: RefSeq, a predicted model, not a curated record